This is a messenger RNA of Penicillium macrosclerotiorum, 396 nucleotides long. RefSeq names its product class I SAM-dependent methyltransferase. Gene Ontology annotation, molecular function: S-adenosylmethionine-dependent methyltransferase activity. NCBI's taxonomy places the organism in Eukaryota, Fungi, Ascomycota, Eurotiomycetes, Eurotiales, Aspergillaceae. Bases 1 to 396 code for a protein of 131 amino acids. The transcript has a single exon. The record is from RefSeq and is a predicted model, not a curated record.
AUGUCACCUCCCAUGCAGAUUCAGGAGUAUUCUUUACUGGCACAAAACGGGUUCUCCGACCCUCGCACAUACGAUAGGUAUCGACCAUCCUAUGGAAUAGAAGCGGCGGAGUUUCUCAUGGCUCACAUGUAUGUUUCUAAUCAGCCGAAUCUCCAGAUUUUAGAACUUGGUGCUGGGACAGGCAAGUUCACCCAGCUACUGGCUGACAUGGGACGAAAACACGAGAUCUACGCAAUUGAGCCACAUCCGGAAAUGAGGAAGUUCUUGGCUGGCAGACACCUUAAGAACUUUCACGCCAUUGAUGCUGUGGCUGAGCGGAUUCCGCUGGAAAAUAAUAGUGUUGACGCCGUGGUAGCUGCACAGGUAAGCUUCAGCUCUCUAUUCAUCAUCAUUUAA